AUGGACCAAGGAGACUACUUCCAACCGCUGGCUCGCCGGCCAGACGACCAGAAUAUGCCCGAAGCCUCCAACGACUCCGACACAGACAUGGGCGCAUCGGCGUCCGCGUCGUCGGCGGCCAUGCGCCCCGGUAACAUGUUCGUCUCGCCCACGGCUCACUCCCGCAAGCAGAGCCGCAUGUCUCGCUCCUCCGCACCGCGCCCCAUAAUAACACCCACGAGUCCGCUCUCCUCGACCAUUCCGCACAACACGCUUCCUUCUGCACCGGCGUCUCCGCCGACGCCCGCUCCCAGUCCGACCCCCACCCAGCGGGUGCCGGACUGGAGCACCGCUGCCGAACAUGAGGACUCGCAGAUUAAGAACACGCGCGUGCUGUUCAGCGAUAUGAAUAGGCCCGAGCGGCUGCGCCUGCUUGGGGAGCUGCUCAACUUGUGCGACAGCCAUGAGCUGAGCUUUGUCGCCGAGUUUGUCAGCCCGAGGCUGAAGAAGGACCCCUUCAUGGUGCUGCCCACAGAACUCUGCUUCAGGAUAUUAGAAUGCGUCGACGACCCCACAACUCUCGCCCGCGCUUCACAGGUCUCAAAGAAGUGGCGCGAACUUGUGAACGACGACACCGCUUGGCGGUUACUUUGCCAAAAGUUUUCAUACAGGGGCUUGUCAAGAGAAGAGAGGAGUGAGGAGGACGAUCCUGGCGACGAAGAGGACUCGUCCAAGUCGCAAUGGUUACAGCCCAGCCGUGCCUCGCGCUCCGAAGACACGGCUAUGAAGGAGCAGCUGGACGGCGCCAAUUCAAAUGCAGCAGGAGAAGGGUUACGGACGCAGAGCCUGGAUCGCACGUCCAAGAGGAAGGAGAUAUCACAGAGGUCGAAGGCUACCACGUAUCGGUCGCAUUUCAAGCAGCGGUACCAGGUCGAGACGGCAUGGCGUCAGGGUGGCCACUGCGAUGCGCGACAGAUUACACCGGAGCAGGGCGUUGUCACGAGCCUGCAUUUGACCAAAAAAUACAUCGUCGUGGCCCUGGAUAAUGCCAAAAUACACGUCUUCGACACUGAGGGCUAUCACCAAAAGACGUUACAAGGGCACGUCAUGGGGGUGUGGGCAAUGGUACCCUGGGGUGAUCUACUGGUCAGCGGAGGAUGUGAUCGCGAUGUGCGAGUCUGGAAUCUCGCGACAGGUUAUCCGCAGUUCACACUUCGGGGGCACACCUCUACCGUGCGCUGCCUCAAGAUGUCCGACGCACACACGGCCAUCUCAGGAUCGCGAGAUACCACCCUCCGGAUAUGGGAUCUGAAAAAGGGCCUUUGCAAGCACGUCCUCAUCGGGCACCAGGCCAGCGUCCGCUGCCUCGAGAUUCACGGCGAUAUUGUUGUGUCUGGGUCCUACGAUACGACUGCUAAGAUCUGGAGCAUCAGCGAGGGCAAGUGCCUGCGUACCCUUACCGGCCACUUCAGCCAAAUCUAUGCUAUUGCCUUCGACGGGAAAAAGAUUGCGACGGGAAGCUUGGACACGAGCGUCAGGAUCUGGGAUCCGACUGACGGGAAAUGCUUGGCUGUGUUACAAGGACACACGUCGCUCGUAGGCCAGUUGCAGAUGCGCGAGGAUAUACUCGUCACGGGAGGCUCGGACGGCUCUGUCAGGGUAUGGAGUCUUGCCGAUUAUCAGCCCAUUCAUCGACUAGCGGCACACGACAAUAGCGUUACGAGUCUGCAGUUCGACAACACGCGUAUCGUUAGCGGCGGGUCCGACGGCCGUGUCAAAGUCUGGGAUCUCAAGAAGGGGACGCUCGUCCGCGAACUUAGCACGCCUGCAGAAGCAGUGUGGCGGGUUGUGUUUGAGGAAGAGAAGGCUGUGAUCAUGGCUGCGAGGGGGGGAAGGACCAUCAUGGAGGUAUGGUCUUUUGCGCCCCCAGAAGAUGACUUUGAAGACUUUCGGUCCUCUUCUCCCAUGAGCAUGCCUGACCACAGCUCUGACGACCUCUACGCACAUCCUCCUACUCGGCCUGUAUCUGCUCUUCCUUCUGCUGCUUCCGCACCCGCCUUGCAACAGGUGCCGAGCCCGAAUCCCGCUACCGAUACCGAUACCCCCAUGCCCGACGCGGGAAUGCCCGCAUAG
Didymosphaeria variabile is the source of this 2112-nucleotide messenger RNA. RefSeq lists its product as uncharacterized. The transcript is spliced from 4 exons. Lineage: Eukaryota; Fungi; Ascomycota; Dothideomycetes; Pleosporales; Didymosphaeriaceae. Gene Ontology annotation, molecular function: protein binding. The record is from RefSeq and is a predicted model, not a curated record. The coding region runs from base 1 to 2112 and encodes 703 amino acids.